UUCACGUGUGACAUUUUACAGGGAGGACAUUUGCAGUCAGUGUGUGUGUAUGUCUCUGUCGGUCUGCUGACGUGCGCACACACGUACGUAACUAUACACUGACUGCAUAUGGACCUGGCUGCAUCCACAAACAGCCACGACGCGGUCCCCUCGCUCCCCUCCCUCCCCCACUCACACACAAUGGCUUGCCUACCUUACCCGACACACAGUCACAGUAGUCAGGAUGAAAAAUGGCAUGGCACGGCACUCACGCACACAACACAUGCCAUUGGCUGGCUGCCCUGUACACGGGGAUGGGGUGGAGGGACACAGGCAUGUUGCCACGCACACACACAUGUGGGUGCAGUGGGGGCUUGGGUGGGGUCGGUGGUGAGUGAGUCAACAGACAGCUCACACGUGUGCAGCAAACUGACAAACGACAAAGGAACUCGGGACCGGCGCUGAUUGACUGACUCAUUGCAGUGGUGCACUGACGCACACUCAUCGUUCCCUCCCUCCCUCCCUCCCAGGCCCACCUCUCCCUGCAGGCCAGGCCCUGCAGUGACUUAAAAGUCACUGCAGCACGGCCCUGUCAAACAACUCACACACAAACUCCUGGAUCAGCUUGUCAAGCCCCAGGUCCCCCUCCCCCUCCCUCUCCGGCCCUCUAAUCGUGUGGCCCCCUCUGUUUGUCUCCUCACACACCACACCAGGGUCCGAUUGCACCGAGUGAGUCGACCGGGCCGGUGACGCCUCACCACUGCCGGCCUGCUGAUACUCCUGCUGCUCCUCUGAGGUCCGUUGGUGGUUGUGGUUCUGCGCGCCAUUGUCGGUGUCUGCAGCGGUAGUGGCCGACGCGAGCCGCCUCGGUGGCUGGUCCCGGGCACCGUCCUCGUGGACAUCCAUCUCGCCGUAGGCGCAUUCCAGUUCGAGCAGUGAGGCGACGCUGCUGGCCGGGGUGAGGGUGUGGUGGUGGGUGUGGGGGUGCAGGUGAUGGUGGGGGUGGUGGGGGUGGGUGACGUCCUUCGCAAUCGCUUCGAUGGCUGCAAGCACUGGGUCUCCGCUGACCUGCACCGCACAGACAGACAGACAGACAGAUGAGUGCACUCAUCGGCAGCACAAUGGACCUCUUCUCCCCUCCCGCCGUGCCGACCGUCUGCGUCUUUGCGAGUCGGUCGAAGGCGUCAACAAUGGCCUCCAGGCAGCACGACCGCCGUAUAUACCCUGCAGGCAAUAACCGAACACAAACAACACACAUCAUCAUCAUCCACCCACACCCCCGCGCCACACCACACAGUAGUUCUCGAACGAACGAACGCACCGAUAGCAUGUCCGCCGUCAAUGAGCCUGACGGUGAUGCUCCCCCUCUCCCCGGCUGCCUGUGAGAGGGAGGCGAUCAUGUCGUUGCCGAACUCGAGCGGCACAAAAUGGUCGUUCUUGGCGUUGACGACCGCCACGUGGAGACACCGUUGGCUGGCCAGGGAAGGUGGGCAGAGCUGCAGGCAGGUGGACACGUUGCCCUCGCCCAGCCAGGCGUGCAAACGGUCCUUGGCUGACUGCUCGUCCGAACCGAUCUCCUCCUACACACAGAGAGGGAGAGAGCGACACACCGCACCGCAUCCAACCACUCGUCUGUCUGCCUGUGCUGCCUCUCCCUCUCACUCACUCACUCACCGCGAGAGUUGCCCAGUCGAUGCCCUCUCUCAACGCUCCGCUGCUCCACGCGCCUGCAAUGAUGAGAUGAACACCAGACGGAUGAUGGGUUUUGAAUUGUGUCGUAUUGGUGUUUGUCUCGGUGUGUCUGCAAUCUGUACGCAUGCUCUCGCCCCCCAAACAGGGCACACAGGCGAUGGGGAACUUGCAGAUGAUCGCCCCCACCACGGCGGCCAUCCCGCCACCCAAUGAGAGGCCAGUAACGCCUAGCCCCACAUGGGGACAGCACAGCUCGUCCAGCUCGCGGCGGAAGAAACUCAUCAAAGCGCAACACUCGCUGCCGACACCGUCACCUAUACGAAAAGGGUGAGCGUGGGCAGGGAGAGGGGGCGAGGGUAUUGCUUCUGCUUACACCAGAGCCGUAUGUCCGCUGCGUGUUUCAUGAAGAAGAGGAGCUGACCCUUCGGCUGCCGCUUGCCUGCAGUGAGUGCAGCACACAAACACAACACAACACAACACAACACAACACACCGAAUGAGGGGCAGGCCGAUUGACAAAUGCUGCGUGUCUGUGUGUCUGUCUGUCUGCCGGCAUGUCUGACACACCGUAGAAUGGCGCCAUGAGGAUGAUGCUGCCGAUGCCGUGCUGCUGCAGCAGCGGCUCCGCCAGCCACUUGCGCCGAAAAUAAUAAGUCGUGUCGCCAGUACCUGACGCACACACACGACACACAGUGAGUCCAUCGAUGCUCUGCUGCCGCCGCCGCCACUGUCUCUCUGGUCGACCCACCCACUCACCGGGUAUGUGGAAGGCGAGUCCUCUCAUGUCGCCCCCUCUGAAGGCCACCACCGGGUUGGCGUCCGUCCGAUGCCGCCCACCUUGCCGACCUAUCGAAUGCACAAACAGAAAAUACGCGUACUCGGACCUGCAGACAACACACGCACAUCCAUCCAUCCAUCGACCGGCACAGCGCAUGUCAUGUGGGUGGGGUGUGGUCUGCUCACUCUGGUGGAAGGUAUUUCGCUAUGGGCGAUCGGAACCGUCCCUCGUGGCAGACGGUGAGUUCGUCAGUGGUCCAAGUGUUGAGCCACUCGACCUCGAUCUCAGGCACACUGCCCUUCCGCACCAAAUCGUUCGACAUAGCCCUGCACUCGUUGCUGCCCUCCACAUCGCCCCACCCACGCGUGAACUGACACACCACCAAUAAACCACACACACACAAUCACACAGAAUCACACAACACAGACAAGACAAGCAGAGGCCAGCAUUGACUGGGCUUACGAAUCUGAGAUUGGUGGCUUUGCAGAAGACAGCGAAGCUGUGGUCCAUAAAGGCCAUGGCCUGCGAGAGGGAGCUCAUGGCGCCGACCAGCACCCUGCGUACUACAACCAGCAGCGCUUGCUGCGCCGAGAGGAGCAGAUACCGAUACACAGGCGGCGACACCGCACUACGCCACCCAAAGGCAGCCGCUGUGUGCGCGCAGAUCCCUCCCUCGCCUCCGUCGCUUCUUAGCGCGCAUUCGAUCGGGGGGAGCCGCGAGGGGGGGAGAGAGGCAGCUUUGGAGCCCUUGAGGGCAGCGGAAUAGCGCCUAAGCGAUUCGAGGUCAUCCAU
Messenger RNA from Vitrella brassicaformis, 3240 nucleotides. Lineage: Eukaryota; Vitrellaceae. The record is from the annotation of a GenBank genome assembly.